AUGGUGCCAUCUACCCAAAUCAUAGAGAUCAGUUCAGGCGAGACUACACCAAACUCUUGGGAUAGAGAUAGUCCACCAAGUGUUCUACCGCAUAUACCAAUGCCGCAUGUAUUUGCACCGGGAGGUGGAGUAUACCCGUACAUGCCAACGGAGGAGAAUCCAACGGACUACGUGUACCCGUUCAUUACCAGUGGCGUAGAAAGCAAUGAUCCAGCCGUUGCAGUUCAAGUCAAUAGUGAAGUCUUCACAAACCAACCUGAAGAACCGGAUACGCCGGAACCAACAUGGGAGGAUUAUCUUGGACACCAGAACGUAUCACCCACGUACUGGACAAGGAAACUCAACGAGAUCGCUGGAUACACAUCAUCAAUGGAGCAUGGAGAAGGAAGCAUACCUCAAGAUCAAGGAGAAGCUAAUGCGAUAUGGUGUACAAUGUAUGGAGAACAAGAUGCACCAAACUCGGUGGCAGGCAAUGAAUAUCAAAUACCGGAUCUUAACCAAACCACGGAGGAAGGUACCGGAGAGACAUCGUUUAGGAAACCCAUGUUUUGGGAAACGAUGUGGUGA
Microthlaspi erraticum is the source of this 567-nucleotide messenger RNA. Lineage: Eukaryota; Viridiplantae; Streptophyta; Magnoliopsida; Brassicales; Brassicaceae. The record is from the annotation of a GenBank genome assembly.